AUGUCGCAGUUUGGCGGUCCGCCUACCGCAUUGCAGCUAUCCUCGGUCUCGCCCAUUUCACCCGUUGCCGCCUCGUCAACAUCGCCUGCAGGGGGGCCGGCCCACGCCGCUCCGCUCUCCGCGAGGAGCGGUGGUGGUAGUGGCGGAGGUGGGAGUAUCGGCGGUGGGGCCGGCUCCGGGCAUCACGGCGCCGGGCCUUCGGACGACACGCCAUCAUCGCAGGCGCAGGGUCAGCAUUCCCAACACAAGCGCGUCUAUCAAGCCUGCAUCCCCUGCCGGCGACGCAAGGUGCGCUGCGAUCUUGGGUCCGUUGAUGACCCCCACGACCCGCCAUGUGUUCGCUGCCGUCGCGAGAGCAAAGAGUGUUACUUUAGCGCCACGCGCCGGAAGCGCAAGGUCGACGAUGGCCCGCUCGAGGAUUCGGAGCAGGACGACUACAUCCUGCGUAACGGGCGGAAGCAGUUGCGCACCGCCGCAGCCUCGCCCCCUCCCACCAUCGACCGCCGAUUAUACAGCGAUGUGCCACUCACGCCGGGGGGCAGCCACGGCCGGUCGCAGCCCCUAAGACGACCCGGUGACGCGCCCAAGAGCGCAAGGAGCAAUAGCACCGCUGGCGAGUUUGGAAACGGAGAGCCCAAUACACCGCUUGAGAACCUGGAGGCCCAAAGCGUCAUGCGCAGGGAGGUCUAUGGGCCACACGACGCGUUGGAUUUGCUUUAUAAGGCGGCAACUGAUAACGCGUCGCACAAGCCGGAUGAUAACCCUCCACCCACACACAACAAUGUCAACCACCACAAUCACCACAGUUACCACCAGCCUAACCAACACCAUGCCCGCCGCGAUACUGGGCCCCGCCAGCCUCCCAAUACAAUCACGCCCGGGAGCUACCAUGCCCGGCAUGUCUCGCGCCAGGAGGGUCCGCCGCCGGAACAAGCCAUCGAUCCAGAGUUGACAAAGCGUGAUCGGACGAGCGAGCCAGGGUACAACGAAGCGAUGAAGGCAUGGGGCAGGUUCCGUUUCGUGCGCGCGGGAUGGUUCACAGCGCAGGAAGCGAUCGACUACAUCGACUACUACUAUACAUAUCUGUCACCCCUCACCCCCAUUUCACCCCCGACGUUUAACAACCCGGCAUCCCAUAUGACGCUGCUGACCGAGGAGCCAAUACUCACCGUCACGCUUUUGACUAUCGCAUCCCGAUAUCGCCGCAUGCCCGGGACGGGCGGCCACUGCCGCUCGCACGCCAUUCACGAGCAGCUCUGGACAUAUCUUCGGGGCAUGAUCGAGCGGGUAGUCUGGGGUCAGGAAGCCUUCGGUGGUGGCUUCUGCGGUUCUGGGGCCGAGGACAUACAGAGCUCCAGCACGGCGCCGUGGCGAGGGCUGCGGAGGGGCAGCCUGCGGACCCUCGGGACCAUCGAGUCGCUCAUGAUUUUGACGGAGUGGCACCCGCGUGCGCUCCAUUUCCCACCGAACGAGGCUACUGACGAGCUGAUAUUACCGUCCUACGACCCACCCACCCCGGGCGAACUGGGGACAGGUCAGAAGCCAGCAGUUGGGACAGUCGGAAUUGGAGGAAGGCGGAUCGAGAGUUGGCUAGAACCUGCGUGGCGGAGCGAUCGCAUGUGCUGGAUGUUGUUGAGCACAGGUAUGGGGCUGGCAUACGAACUCGGAGUGUUUGACGACAUCGAUGAGUUGCUAGCUGCCGGUGCCAUUGCGCGUCCGGAAUAUGAGGACGAGGCCUACCGUAUGAGAGCCAGCCGUAUCAAGAGGCUCCUCUUAAUCUACCUGAGCCAGCUUGCCGGCCGCCUCGGUUGGACCAACAUGGUACCCGAGAGGCUACGCAAGUCGGACCCGGCUUUUGCUCGGAGGAAGCGCCAUUCCGCUGAGGGCAAUACUCCUGGGACCAACCCUUCGUCGUUAUCCAACACUUUCAACUAUAUCCCCGACCUGGAGCUGGAUGACCAAAUCAUCCACUGCUGGGCAGGAAUCAGCAACGCCAUGCAGGUCGGCAACGAACGACUAUUCCGUUCGCGCAAACACACUACCGAAAUCAUCCAGAGCGGCAAGUACAUCGAGCUUCUCAUGGAGUUUCAGCCGAUGCUCAAGGAUUGGUGGAACCAGUUUGAGCGCUUCCGGCUGCCCCCUUACAUCCGACACAUUCUGACGAUUGAGUACGAAUACGUCCGGAUCUACAUCAACUCACUCUCCCUUCAAGCGGUCGUUGAGCGAUGCACUAGUAAUGCCGGGGGCGGGAGUGCGCCCCAGCUGUCACCACAAACACAAAACUACUACGGUAAACUACCCCUAGGUCAGCUCGGCGGCUUUGGCGCUGACGACCAAGAAUACGUUCGCGAAGUUGUCGGGGGCAGCCGCAACCUUCUACGUACCGUCGUCGAAGGCUUGUUGCCAGGGGAUUACCUCAAGCACGCCCCAGUGCGCACCUACUUCCGCAUCAUCAGCGGCGCCAUGUUUUUGCUUAAAACGUUUGCGCUGGGCGCGCCCAAGUCGGAUGUCGAGAUGAGCAUCCAACUGAUGGACCGGACCGUAGACGCGCUACGUAACUGUGUCGUGGACGAUGUGCAUUUGGGGAUUCGAUUUGCGGAUAUGCUGGAGACGUUGACGAGCCGAUUGCGGAAUCGGUUUAUUUAUGCGCCCCCGCCGGCUGCAGCGUCGACGACGGAUGGAAGGUCUCCAGGGGCGAUGCCUAGUGGGGACGUUGGGAAUGGGAUCAGUGGGCUGGGCCAUAGUGGUGGGUCGUCCAAUGAGUUGUGGAUGAAGUUGAGAGAGGGGCCUGCAAUGGACCGCUCCACGACCCCGGCUAACAUCUCCGCCACCCCUUGGGACCUCACCGCCGGCAAUUUCCCCUACCCAGCGGGCCCAACCUCCGUGUUUGGUCCCGCUACCCCGGCGGCCACCACCGGGCUCGACAACACCACUAACUCGAACACCAAUCCCAACGGCAAUACCAACAACGGAACCACGAAUGGAGCCAAUGGUAACGUGGCUGAUACUAACGGCGGCCUCUUCGACAACAGCACUGACUGGACCAAUCCCAACAACGAGAUGUGGUACCUCCCCACAGGCCCGGCGUUUUUCCAGAAUAUGGACAACAACGCUGUGGCGAUGACAGCGGAAGGGGUCAAUGUAGGCGGGCUGGAUCUGCUAGAGUACAUGGCGAUGGACCCGAUGGAUUCGAUGGAUCCAACAUCAAUGGAUGGCGGGAGGGGGUUUGGAAUGGAUGGGGGUCCGUUUUAG
Dichotomopilus funicola is the source of this 3252-nucleotide messenger RNA. RefSeq lists its product as uncharacterized. Gene Ontology annotation, cellular component: nucleus. NCBI's taxonomy places the organism in Eukaryota, Fungi, Ascomycota, Sordariomycetes, Sordariales, Chaetomiaceae. The coding region runs from base 1 to 3252 and encodes 1083 amino acids. Gene Ontology annotation, biological process: positive regulation of transcription by RNA polymerase II; aromatic amino acid catabolic process. The transcript has 5 exons. Gene Ontology annotation, molecular function: zinc ion binding; DNA-binding transcription factor activity, RNA polymerase II-specific. The record is from RefSeq and is a predicted model, not a curated record.